GGGUUCUCUUCUUCCCAAAGCAAUCUCCUUCUCUCUCUCUCUCUCUCUCAAUGGCAGCCUCUGCAAUAGUCGUGGACCCCAAACCCUCCUCCCUCCCUCCUUCGUCCAUCCCAGCCGUCCGAUACGAACCCCAUCUGUCCGACUCCACCCCAUCGUCCGAUGAUGACGAUCUCUACGCCCGCCUCAAGUCACUCCAGCGCCAGCUCGAAUUCAUCGACAUCCAGGAAGAGUACGUGAAGGACGAGCAGAAGAAUCUCAAGCGCGAGCUCCUGCGGGCCCAGGAGGAGGUGAAACGGAUCCAGUCCGUCCCGCUCGUGAUCGGCCAGUUCAUGGAGAUGGUCGAUCAGAACAAUGGGAUCGUCGGAUCGACGACUGGAUCGAACUACUACGUCCGGAUCCUGAGCACGAUCAACCGGGAACUCCUGAAGCCAUCGGCAUCCGUGGCGUUGCACCGGCAUUCGAACGCUCUGGUGGAUGUGCUGCCGCCGGAGGCGGAUUCCAGCAUUUCGCUUCUGAGCCAGUCGGAGAAGCCAGAUGUCACGUACAAUGAUAUUGGAGGGUGCGACAUUCAAAAGCAGGAAAUUCGUGAAGCAGUUGAGUUGCCUUUGACGCAUCAUGAGCUGUAUAAACAGAUUGGUAUAGAUCCUCCUCGAGGAGUGCUGCUGUAUGGCCCUCCUGGUACGGGUAAAACCAUGCUUGCCAAGGCUGUGGCUAAUCACACAACUGCAGCUUUUAUACGAGUUGUUGGUUCAGAAUUCGUGCAGAAAUAUUUGGGUGAGGGCCCAAGAAUGGUUCGGGAUGUUUUCCGUCUUGCAAAAGAAAAUGCUCCUGCAAUUAUAUUUAUUGAUGAGGUGGAUGCUAUUGCUACUGCACGUUUUGAUGCCCAAACUGGAGCUGACAGAGAAGUUCAGCGUAUCCUCAUGGAACUAUUGAAUCAGAUGGAUGGAUUCGAUCAAACGGUGAAUGUGAAGGUUAUAAUGGCAACUAAUCGUGCGGACACUUUGGACCCCGCACUUCUUCGUCCAGGCAGACUUGAUCGGAAGAUAGAAUUCCCUUUGCCAGAUAGGCGACAGAAGAGGCUUGUUUUUCAGGUUUGCACAGCAAAAAUGAACCUGGGUGAUGAGGUCGACUUGGAGGACUAUGUUUCUCGACCGGAUAAAAUCAGUGCCGCAGAGAUUACAGCGAUCUGUCAGGAAGCAGGAAUGCAUGCUGUCCGUAAGAACCGUUACGUUAUUCUUCCAAAGGACUUUGAGAAGGGCUACCGGACAAACGUGAAGAAGCCUGACACCGAUUUUGACUUCUACAAGUAAAAUCCAAGUGGAAGAAAACAGCUUAAUACGUUGUCUGAUGGAUAUUUUGUGGUGAUCUGAAAAUUCAACAUACACCCCCCAAAAAAAAGCAAAAAGAAUAGAAAAGCUUGUUUGUUUUGACUU
Molecule: messenger RNA, 1433 nt
Organism: Magnolia sinica
Lineage: Eukaryota; Viridiplantae; Streptophyta; Magnoliopsida; Magnoliales; Magnoliaceae
Product: 26S proteasome regulatory subunit 6B homolog
Exons: 6
Coding region: 51-1310 (419 amino acids)
Biological process (GO): proteasome-mediated ubiquitin-dependent protein catabolic process
Cellular component (GO): proteasome regulatory particle, base subcomplex
Molecular function (GO): proteasome-activating activity; ATP hydrolysis activity; ATP binding
Source: RefSeq, a predicted model, not a curated record